AUGCAGCUCCCAGGCGGGAGCACGAGAAAUCCGCCCGCGAGAGCACCGGCCUCAGUUCUCGUGAUCAUCAACGGAAGCAACAUCCUAUCGACUAUCACGAAGAAACGCAACGGCAACGGUAGAUCUAGUAACGAAAACGACGGACCUGGUACGAAUAGCAGCGACAGCGUCUUAAGGAAAAGUAGAAACAGCCUCGAAAACGAGCCGCGCCUCCUUGAGAGAAAUCGUCGUCCUGAGACGAGGAUACCGAGCAGCCGCCGACACCGAGUCACCGAGAAGCCCCAGCUGUUGGCGUCAGCCCCAAGGCGGAAGGAGCGGGGCGAGGAAUAG
Messenger RNA from Heterotrigona itama, 330 nucleotides. Lineage: Eukaryota; Metazoa; Arthropoda; Insecta; Hymenoptera; Apidae. The record is from the annotation of a GenBank genome assembly.